AUGCCCAUAAUCAGCAACGCCAACCAUGACUUCGCCAACUACUCGGUCAGCAGUGACAACAGCAGCCUGGACUGCUUCUUCACAGAGAUCCCAGAGACAGAGACGGUCAAGGGAGUGUACUACCAGCGUGCCCAGCUGCUCCGCAACGACCCCGACGGGGCCUGGCCCUCUGUCGACCACACCCUGCAGGUACUACUAGUACUGCUACUGCUGCUGCUACUACUGCUACCUACUACUAGUACUACUACUACUACUACUACUUACUACUAUACUCACAUAGCUGCUACUGAUACUACUACUACUACUACUACUCACGCUACUACUGUACUACUACUACUAUCACUACUAGCUAUGCUACUGCUACUGCUACUGCUACUACUACUACUACUACUACUACUACUACUCUACUGCUACUACUACUACUAUACUACUACUGCUACUACUCUACUACUACUGUACUACUACUACACUUACUAUACUACUCUACUGCUACUCUCUACUGCUACUACUACUGCUCUACCUACUACUACUACUACUACUACUACUACUACUCUCUACUACUUACUGACUACUAGCUACUACUACUACUACUACUACUCUGCUACUACUCUACUGCUACUUCUGCUUACUACUACUACUACUACUAACUACUACUACUUACGCUGCUACUACUACUACUCUACUACUACUACUACUACUACUUUACUACUACUCUACUACUCUACUACACUACUACUACUACUACUACUACUACUACUGCUACUACUACUCUACCUACUACUACUACUACUACUGACUACUACUACUUACUACUACUACUGACUGACUACUACUACUACUACUACUACUACUACUACUACUAUACUACUGCCUACUACUUACUACUGACUACUACUACUACUACUACUACUACUACUACUCUACUACUACUGUACUACAUACUUAACUACUACUAUCCUACUACUACUACUACUACUACUACUGCUACUACUACUACUACUUACCUCUAUACUACUAACUUACUACUACAUCUACUAACUACUCUACUACUACUACUUACUAUACUACUACUACUACUACUACUACUACUUACAUACUACUACUAGCUCUACUGCUACUAAACUACUUACUACUACUACUCUACUACUACUACUUACUAACUACUACUACUACUGUACUACUACUAUACUUACUACUACUACUAUACUACUACUACUACUACUACUCUACUACUCACUGACUACAUACUACUACUACUACUGCUACUGACUACACUACUACUACUACUACCUACUACUUACUGACUACUACUAUACUACUACUACUACUACUGUACUAUACUACUAUACUUACUACUACUACUACUAUACUACUACUUCUACUACUACUACUAACUACUAGCUCUACUCUAUACUGACUACUACUACACUACUACUACCUACUACUGACGUACUACACUCGCUACUACUUACUACUACUAACUGCUACUACUCUACUGAUACUAACUACUACUACUCUAUACUCUGCUACUGGUAACUCUACACUACUACUGCUACUGCACUACUUGACUACUACUACUACUACUACUACUACUACUGACUUGACUGCUAGCUACUCUAUUGACUGACUACUAUGCUACAUUACUAACUAUAUCUACUACCUAACUAUAGCUUACUCGUUACAGCUUGCUAACUGACUACACUCUACUACCCUACUACUUCACUCUGACUAGCUUGUCUGACUGAUGUACUGAGACAUCGUUGUACACUAUGAGUUAUGACUACUGACUGACUACACUGAUUCACUGAACUACCUAGAUCCUAUCUGACUAUGUGUACCGUGUCAUGCACUUGCUAACUGGUACUACUAAGUGUCUCCUGACUACUGGACAUUCCUCUGACCCUGGGCUGUACUAUGCUCAGCGGUACAUCGCUCUGUAGUACUUAUUACAGCUAUGUUGCUAACUACAUUUAUUUCACUAAAUUCUCUGUCGGGAACCUCUUCAGACUAUUGCUACUACGAUACUGGACACUUAUCACCUGUUAACACUUGCGUCACUGCAAUGUUGAAAUGUGUAGUAACAUCGUUGUCAAAGUUUUAUUUUAAAUGAGCUAUUUAUGACAAACGCUUUUUGAAAUCAAUAAAGCCCAUUUAUUGUCCUGUUCCACCUUCAGUGUCUAAUGCAAUUUUACAUGACGACCUGUGCAUUAUUUGACAGCUGAACUGUGGCGGGGUCUGCUCCAGCCCCGAGGACAUCGCCGGGCUCUGUGACGACUACGAUGAGACCCGGAGGGAGUACUUUUUCGACCGGAGCCCCACAGCGUUCAGGGUCAUCCUGAACUUCCUGGCGGCCGGGAAGCUCCGCCUCCUGCGAGAGCUAUGUGCCGUGUCACUGCACGAUGAGCUGGACUACUGGGGGGUCGAUCCCACCCGUAUGGAACACUGCUGCCGCCGGCGCAUGUUGACAUGUGUCGAGGAGGUACAUCGUUUCUGUAAAGUGUUAUUUUUUAUUUUAUUAAACUUUUUUUUUUCUCAUUUAUUUUACACAAAUCUGCCUUUUUUCAAGGAGAACCUGGUCAAGAAGACGGCUCCAUUUAUUGGGACAUUUACACUACCGUUCAAAAGUUUGGGGUCACUUAGAAAUGUCAAUUUUUUUUGUAACAUCAAAUUGAUCCGAAAUACAGUGUAGACAUUGUUAAUGUUGUAAAUGGCUAUUGUAGCUGGAAACUGCUGAUUUUUUAAUGGAAUAUCUACAUAGUCGUACAGAGGCCCAUUAUCAGCAUCCAUCAGUCCUGUGUUCCAAUGGCACGUUGUCUUUGCUAAUCCAAGUUUAUCAUUUUAAAAGGCUAAUUGAUCAUUAGAAAACCCUUUUGCAAUUAUGUUAGCACAGCUGAAAACUGUUGCGCUGAUUAAAGAAGCACUAAAACUGGCCUUCUUGAGACUAGUUGAGUAUCUGGAGCAUCAGCAAUUGUUGGGUUCGAUUACAGGCUAAAAAUGGCCAGAAACAAAUAACUUUCUUCUGAAACUCGUCAGUCUAUUCUUGUUCUGAGAAAUGAAGACUAUUCCAUGCAAGAAAUUGCCAAAAUACUGAAGAUCUCGUACAACGCUGUGUACUACUCCCUUCACAGAACAGCGCCAGAAUAGAAAGAGGAGUGGGAAGCCCCGGUGCACAACUGAGCAAGAGGACAAAUACAUUAGAGUGUCUAGUUUGAGAAACAGACGCCUCACAGGUCCUCAACUGGCAGCUUCAUUAAAUAGUACCCGCAAAACACCAGUCUCAACGUCAACAGUGAAGAGGCGACUCCGGGAUGCUGACCUUCUAGGCAGAGUUGCAAAGAAAAAGCCAUAUCUCAGACUGGCCAAUAAAAAUAAAAGAUUAAGAUGGGCAAAAGAACACAGACACUAGACAGAGGAAGAUUGGAAAAAAGUGUUAUGGACAGACAAAUCGAAGUUUGAGGUGUUCGGAUCACAAAGAAGAACAUUUGUGAGACGCAGACCAAAUGAAAAGAUGCUGGAGGAGUGCUUGAUGCCAUCUGUCAAGCCUGGUGGAGGCAAUGUGAUGGUCUGGGGGGUGCUUUGGUGGUGGUAAAGUGGGAGAUUUGUACAGGGUAAAAGGGAUCUUGAAGUAGGAAGGCUAUCACUCCAUUUUGCAACGCCAUGCCAUACCCUGUGGAUGGCGCUUGAUUGGAGCCAAUUUCCUCCUACAACAGGACAAUGACCCAAAGCACAGCUCCAAACUGUGCAAGAACUAUUUAGGGAAGAAGCAGUCAGCUGGUAUUCUGUCUAUAAUGGAGUGGCCAGCACACUCACCGGAUCUCAACCCUAUUGAGCUGUUGUGGGAGCAGCUUGACCGUAUGGUACGUAAGAAGUGCCCAUCAAGCCAAUCCAACUUGUGGGAGGUGCUUCAGGAAGCAUGGGGUGAAAUCUCUUCAGAUUACCUCGACAAAUUGACAACUAGAAUGCCAAAGGUCAGCAAGGCUGUAAUUGCUGCAAAUGGAGGAUUCUUUGACGAAAGCAAAGUUUGAAGGACACAAUUAUUAUUUAUAUUAAAAAUAAUUAUUUCUAACCUUGUCAAUGACUACAUUUCCUGUGCAUUUUGCUAUAUUUCCUAUUCAAACUCAUUUAAUGUAUGUUUUCAUGGAAAACAAGGACAUUUCUAAGUGACCCCAAACUUUUCAACGGUAGUGUAUGUCAAAUUGACUUUAUAACUAAAGCUUGAUCUUUGAUUGUGAUCUCGAUUGUGAUCUCGAUUGUGAUCUUGAUUGUGAUUUUUGAUUGAGGUGGCGGAGCGUGAGCGUAAGGAGGAGGAGUGGAGACAGAGGAGGAUGAAGCUACAGAGGCUCCCCCUGUUGGCGGAGACGGAGACGGGCUACGGCAGGCUGAUGAGCAGGUAGAAACAGCAGUGUUAAACCCUAGGUACAGAUCUGGGAUCAGCGUGUCCCCUCCUCUAAUCCAAACCUUAAACGUUACUGGUGAUAAUGCUAAACUGGCCCAAGAUCAGCAUCUUCACCCAGCGCCCAGGUACAUGUAUAACUGUGGUCAUAUGCUCUGUCUAACAGUGGUCAUAUGCUCUGUAUAACUGUGGUCAUAUGCUCUGUAUAACUGUGGUCAUGCACUCUGUAUAACUGUGGUCAUAUGCUCUGUCUAACUGUGGUCAUGCACUCUGUAUAACUGUGGUCAUGCACUCUGUAUAACUGUGGUCAUAUGCUCUGUCUAACAGUGGUCAUAUGCUCUGUAUAACUGUGGUCAUAUGCUCUGUAUAACAGUGGUCAUAUGCUCUGUAUAACUGUGGUCAUGCACUCUGUAUAACUGUGGUCAUAUGCUCUGUCUAACAGUGGUCAUAUGCUCUGUCUAACAGUGGUCAUAUGCGCUGUAUAACGGCGGUCAUAUGCUCUGUAUAAAAGUGGUCAUAUGCUCUCUAUAACAGUGGUCAUAUGCUCUCUAUAACAGUGGUCAUAUGCUCUCUAUAACAGUGGUCAUAUGCUCUCUAUAACAGUGGUCAUAUGCUCUCUAUAACAGUGGUCAUAUGCUCUCUAUAACUGUGGUCAUAUGCUCUCUAUAACAGUGGUCAUAUGCUCUCUAUAACAGUGGUCAUAUGCUCUGUCUAACAGUGGUCAUAUGCUCUCUAUAACAGUGGGCAUAUGCUCUGUCUAACAGUGGUCAUAUGUUCUCUAUAACAGUGGUCAUAUGCUCUGUCUAACAGUGGUCAUAUGCUCUCUAUAACAGUGGUCAUAUGCUCUGUCUAACAGUGGUCAUAUGCUCUCUAUAACAGUGGUCAUAUGCGCUGUAUAACGGCGGUCAUAUGCUCUGUAUAAAAGUGGUCAUAUGCUCAGAGACUGGUGAGGGACACAGAGGGCUUUCUUUCUCUUGUUGUUUGUUCAGAAGACAAACUGUCAAUGCACUAAGUACUGAUCUGGCGAGUGUGAUUCCAAUAGCUGUGUCCCUCCUUCAGGGAACAGUACUAUAUUCAUAACUUUACGUUACGUCUUCAUGAAUGCGUAAGACAACAGGAUCUGUAAACGAGAUCUCCAACAAUGGAAAAUAGGAUUUUUUCCAAACUCUGUUCCACAGGUUGAGAGAGGUGGUGGAGAACCCCCACUCCGGCUUGGCGGGGAAGAUGUUCGCCUGCUUCUCUGUGAUCAUGGUAGUUGUGACAGUCAUCAGCCUCUGUAUCAGCACCAUGCCUGAUCUACGCCAGGAGGAGAGCAAGGUGAGUGGAGCAUAACCGCUGAGCUAAAGCCUAGGGGUUAGCUUGGGGAGCUGAUACAAGUCUUACGGUGAAAGGAACCUACUGAAAUAUGCAUGUCCUGCUUUCAACCAUUUAGAUUGUAAAGAUAGCUCACCAUCAAUAGUUGAACCAACCUUUGUUGAAAAAAAAAGGUACAUUUCUCGGGCAACUGUAGUUUGUUUCACUCUCAAUGUCUUUUCCCAUGUCUAAACGCUAUCACAACCACUCUCUCCAUCUUCAUCUUAAUAAUGUAUUUAUCUUUCUUGUCUCUUCCUCUCUCUCUUUCUGUCCCUCUCCUUCCUUCUGUCUGUCUGUCAGUCUCUCUCUCUCCCUUCUCUCUCCUCCCUCCCUCUCUGACCUCCUCUCUCUCUCUCUCUCUCUCUCCGUCUCCAGGGCGAGUGUUCCCAGAAGUGUCAUCACAUGUUUGUUGUGGAGACGGUGUGUGUAGCCUGGUUCUCCCUGGAGUUCAUGCUGCGGUUCCUCCAUGCUCGCUCCAAACUAGAAUUUGCCCGCGGGCCCCUGAACAUCAUCGAUGCUGUGGCCCUCCUACCCUACUACGUCUCUCUGGUGGUGGUUGAGAACAACAUGACUCUGGAGGAUGGCAGUGCAGGGGCAGGUGGAACAAACAUAUUCAUUAUCAUGUGUUUUUGGGUGAACCAUUUUUUUGUUUGUAUGAAGUCACUUUAUUAAUACACUCAAUAAGAAUUAUAGCAGGGUAAUCUGGACAACAGUGUUAUAAUGGGGUUAGCUAUAGCUGGCUAGGCUAACCCUCCUCCUGGACUACAAUAAAUCAGGCCAACCGUCCUCCUGGACUACAAUAAAUCAGGCCAACCGUCCUCCUGGACUACAAUAAAUCAGGCCAACCGUCCUCCUGGACUACAAUAAAUCAGGCCAACCCUCCUCCUGGACUACAAUAAAUCAGGCCAACCGUCCUCCUGGACUACAAUAAAUCAGGCCAACCGUCCUCCUGGACUACAAUAAAUCAGGCCAACCCUCCUCCUGGACUACAAUAAAUCAGGGCUGGCCAACCCUCCUCCUGGACUACAAUAAAUCAGGCCAACCGUCCUCCUGGACUACAAUAAAUCAGGCCAACCCUCCUCCUGGACUACAAUAAAUCAGGGCUGGCCAACCCUCCUACUGGACUACAAUAAAUCAGGGCUGGCCAACCCUCCUCCUGGACUACAAUAAAUCAGGCCAACCGUCCUCCUGGACUACAAUAAAUCAGGCCAACCGUCCUCCUGGACUACAAUAAAUCAGGCCAACCGUCCUCCUGGACUACAAUAAAUCAGGCCUGGCCAACCCUCCUCCUGGACUACAUGUAGGAUUUAGCUAGCCUGUAGGAGGGGAUCGGUCCAGAAGUAGGUGAUCAGUAGAAUCAGCUGUGUUCAGAUCCUGUAGGAGGGGAUCUGUCCAGAAGUAGGUGAUCAGUAGAAUCAGGUGUGUUCAGAUCCUGUAGGAGGGGAUCUGUCCAGAAGUAGGUGAUCAGUAGAAUCAGGUGUGUUCAGAUCCUGUAGGAGGGGAUCUGUCCAGAAGUAGGUGAUCAGUAGAAUCAGGUGUGUUCAGAUCCUGUAGGAGGGGAUCUGUCCAGAAGUAGGUGAUCAGUAGAAUCGAGUGUGUUCAGAUCCUGUAGGAGGGGAUCUGUCCAGAAGUAGGUGAUCAGUAGAAUCAGGUGUGUUCAGAUCCUGUAGGAGGGGAUCUGUCCAGAAGUAGGUGAUCAGUAGAAUCGAGUGUGUUCAGAUCCUGUAGGAGGGGAUCUGUCCAGAAGUAGGUGAUCAGUAGAAUCGAGUGUGUUCAGAUCCUGUAGGAGGGGAUCUGUCCAGGAGUAGGUGAUCAGUAGAAUCGAGUGUGUUCAGAUCCUGUAGGAGGGGAUCUGUCCAGAAGUAGGUGAUCAGUAGAAUCGAGUGUGUUCAGAUCCUGUAGGAGGGGAUCUGUCCAGGAGUAGGUGAUCAGUAGAAUCGAGUGUGUUCAGAUCCUGUAGGAGGGGAUCUGUCCAGGAGAAGGGUUGCCUAGCCCUGAAAUAGAAACUACUGUAUAAUACAUGAAAUAUUCAACCUAUUUUUGGGGAUAUUACCAACCUACCAUAUUAAACAACAUUGUGUACUUUCUCCUCUGUUCUCCAGGUAGGGGCUACCUGGACAAGCUAGGUCUGGUCCUGCGUCUGAUGCGUGCGUUGCGUAUCCUGUACGUGAUGCGGCUGGCGCGUCACUCCCUGGGCCUCCAGACCCUGGGCCUGACCAUGCAGCGCAGCACCCGAGAGUUCAGCCUCCUCCUGCUCUUCGUCACCGUCGGCAUGGCCCUCUUCUCUCCCAUGGUGCACCUGGCCGAGAGCGAGCUGGCGCCCAACGCCGCCACCGCGCCCCAGCACAGCUUCAGCAGCAUCCCAGCCUCCUAUUGGUGGGCCAUCAUCUCCAUGACGACCGUGGGCUACGGGGACAUGGUGCCGAGGAGCAUCCCGGGUCAGGUGGUGGCGCUGAGCAGCAUCCUGAGUGGGAUUCUCAUCAUGGCGUUUCCUGCUACUUCCAUCUUCCACAUGUUCUCCAGGAGCUACCAGGAGCUGAAGCUGGAGCGCGAGAGGCUGUGGAAGGAGGAGACGGGGGCCGCUCUGGCCGCUGACAACCUGGACAGCAGGAGGAAGAGGGAGGAGGAGAGGGAGGAGGAGAGGAAGGCGGAAGCUGUCGCGGAAGCGGAUAGUUACUUGCCCAGAAGCCGGGACUCUGUGGAGUCUCUGUGCCAGUCCCUUGGAGGAGGGAACAGAGGGAUGAUGGGAGGGAUGACAGAGGGGCAGCAGGCUCCUGACUGGGGGGAACAGAGGGAUGAUGGGAGGGAUGACAGAGGGGCAGCAGGCUCCUGA
This is a messenger RNA of Coregonus sp. 'balchen', 8579 nucleotides long. The record is from the annotation of a GenBank genome assembly. Lineage: Eukaryota; Metazoa; Chordata; Actinopteri; Salmoniformes; Salmonidae.